Molecule: messenger RNA, 7278 nt
Organism: Anolis carolinensis (green anole)
Lineage: Eukaryota; Metazoa; Chordata; Lepidosauria; Squamata; Anolidae
Gene: nfe2l3
Product: NFE2 like bZIP transcription factor 3
Exons: 3
Coding region: 1403-2542 (379 amino acids)
Biological process (GO): regulation of transcription by RNA polymerase II
Cellular component (GO): nucleus
Molecular function (GO): RNA polymerase II cis-regulatory region sequence-specific DNA binding; DNA-binding transcription factor activity, RNA polymerase II-specific
Source: RefSeq, a predicted model, not a curated record
AUAAAUAAAUAAAUAAAUAAACGUUACACCAUUAAGCUGUAUUUCUGGAAUUGCAGAGGGGUUGGCUGGUGCCUGCUGGAAGAGCACUUUGGUUUUUUCGGUGUCCAAUGAGAGGCUGAACUUCUCUUAAGGUAAAGGUAAGGAUGUUCCCCUUGUGUUAUGUCUGACUCUGGGGGUUGGUGCUCACCUCCAUUUCUAAGCCAAAGAGCCGGGUUGUCCAUAGACACCUCCAAGGUCAUGUGGCCAGCAUGACUGCAGGGAGCACUGUUACCUUCCCACCAGAGCGGUACCUAUUGAUCUACUCACAUUUGCAUGUUUUCGAACUGCUAGGUUGGCAGAAGCUGGGGCUAAUAGUGAGAGCUCACUCCGCUCCACUGGAUUCGAACCACUGACCUUUUGGUCAGCAAGUUCAGCAGCUCAGCAGAAAUGUUUAGAGUGGCUUGUAGAUCUUCUGAAUGAAGGAAAGAGGAGGAAGAAGAAGAGGGAGGGGGAGGAAAAGGGAGGAGGAAGAGGAGGAAAGAGGAAAAACAGUUAAACUCUAGAGGACAAAAGGGAAGCAGAAAAUCCUCUCUAAAAACUGAUUGAUGUAUCAGUUUGUGGCUUAGUUACAUCUAAUUAGAGCUGUAUGUUGGUGAGAAAUAUUGUGUAGUUGGUUGUGCAAGAAUGGGGGAAGGUAGGGAGGAGGAGGAAGGAGAAAAAGAAGGAGUGGGGAGGAGGAGGAGGUGCUGGAAGGCGGGCUUCCAAGGCCAAGCAACGAGGCAUUUGAGCCCCAGCCUCCCUGCCUCUCUCUCCGGAGAAGGAAGACAGCCACUGGCUCAGGCGAGAGGGAGGCAAGGCGCCAGAAAACCCCGUGGGCGCUGAACCAAGACACCUGUCUGCCUCGGCUUCUCCCUCGGGGUUCAUCAUCACGGGUCCCGAGUUCGACUUCGGCGAAAAGGAGUCUCUCGGCGGCUGAGGAGGAGGAAGGAUCCCCGCCUCGCCGCCUUUUGCCUGGCCGUGCGGAUUGCUAAACUUCCGAAUGGGUGGAUUCCCAUCCCUGCUGGGUUCUGCCGCCAAUCUGAUCCGAAACCGCCUUCUCGCUUUUCCCCAGAGUUUGGGCAGAGGAGCGAAUGGGAUCCUUGGUUAAUGUUUGCGCAUAGACGGAGCAAGGCUUGAAAGUACCCAGGAGCACCUUAUGUUUGGUGGAACUAUCAUUUCCAGCCCUUUCUGACCGAUAAGGGCUGAAAUCUACGUGGAACAGAGCACAUCUCUUGAAUCAGGUGUGGAAUAGUCAUCCAGCACGUUAUUGAUUCCGUGGGUUUAUUGCUAUUGAGUCAAAGAGAAGGAUUUCCAGAAUCGGUUCAGACAACAAUACGCAGCAGGAAGGAUAUAAAUCCCUACCGGAUCAAAACAUUACAGAAACAUGGCUGACUCUUUUCCAGCCCAGGAAGGUUACUUUCCACUGCUACUGACUGCAAAUGCAUUGGAAGAAGAAGUAGAAAAUAGCAGCAAUAACAGGAGUAUGAGUUUGUCAGACUUGGAUAACACCGAAGAUUCAGCCCAGACUAUUAAUCAUGAUGUAAACCUUCAUGAUGCUACAACAUUGAGAUCAUAUUGCCCUACUACAGUAAAUGCAGAGAAACAGAAUUUGGAGACGAUGGAGGCUUCAUCCUUAAGUUGCAGCUUGAACACAACACAAUUUCCUAGUUCGAGUUUAUUAGGGAUAUUUUCAUCAGAUAUUAAUGACUGGAACCUAACAAGCCAGGAUUUGUUCUUGGGCAUGGAUGCAAAUGGAUUGGAUGAAAUAAACCUGACAUCUUUAGCCUGGGAGGAAAAAAUUGAUUCACUGGAAGCUUGCUGCCUUUUGAAAGACUCGGAUUCUGAGUCAAGCCUUUCCUCAGACUUGACUCACAGUUCAUCCUUUGAUUUUACCUGCGAUAGUGAUACGGAAUCUUUGAUAUAUGAUUUAGGAAUGGUAGGAGGUUACUCCCUAAAACAUAACCAGUAUUGUUGCACAGAUUAUCAAAGCCAUUAUGGACAGGGUGAAGAAUUGCUUGUAAGUGUGUUUCAUGAUCACACAUAUAGUCAGAGCACACAUCAGAAGGCAUCCUCUAUGUCCGAGAAUGAUAUAUGGCUGGAGAAACUGAGUAAAGGCACAAUGAGAAAACUAAGUAACAUAAAUAGAAACCCAAGCCAUGAUGAAUACUGUGCAAAAGCCUUGAGGAUCCCAUUUGCCAUAAAUGAUAUUGUGACUUUGCCUGUUGAUUCCUUUAAUAGCAUGUUGUCAAAAUAUUGUCUGACAGAUAAUCAACUUUCACUCAUUCGUGACAUAAGACGGCGAGGAAAAAACAAAGUUGCUGCUCAAAACUGCCGCAAGCGUAAACUGGAUGUAAUUAUGAACCUGAAAGAUGAUGUAUGUCACCUUCAAACAGAAAAAGAAAAGCUUAAAAGACAAAAGACAAAGCGCAAUAGAUCAAUUAGCAAUAUAAAACAAAAAAUAAAUUUUCUUUGUUGGGACAUUUUCAAUAGACUAAGAGGUGAUAAAGGAAUAUCUAUUAACUAGAUCAAUAUACUCUAUACUGCUAUAGCAAUGACUGUUUGCUUGGGGUCAUACUACAAAAUGAACAUUUUUCAAAAUGACUUUAGAGACAGUGAUAGAAAUCAGAGGUGGAUUGUUUUAGGUUGGGGUGUUUUGUUUUUGUUGUUAUAGGUCAAACUUCACAGGACAAUACCUACCAUGCUCUACUAUAUUACCAAAGAACAUUUCUAUACUACAUCAUUUAAAAAGAAGUUUAAUCAGCCACUAACAAAUGCCUGCUACUUUGAUAGCUAUUCUAAAUUUUAAUAUAGUGUAGAAUAUUCUCAAAUAUUAUACACAUAGAAAUGAAUCCUUAUGGCGUGAACAUUUGGUUCCAAAACAGUUCAAUUUCUUCUGCAAAAGGGCAGGUCUUCCUUAGUUGGAAUAAAUUACUUAUAUUUCUAUUGCAUAAUAUAUUAUAACAUUCUUUUGUAUCAUGUGUUAUCUUGUUAAAUUCUGAAUAUUUAAGCCCUAUUUAGAAAUAAUUCUUUCUUUGUUUCUUAACAUGUUUUGCUUCAAAGCUUGGGACAAGACAACUGCCUUUGGGAUACUCAAGAUGUAUUCUGUUGCCAGUUUGGGGCAAAUGGGUUUCUGGAAUUUUAACCUCAAAAACACGUUAUUGUAUAGCAUAAAUACCUACACACCUGGCAUUUUAUUGCAGCUACCUCAUAUCUAGUUUAAACAUGGAGCAUCUUAGUAUAUUGACAGCACAACUAUAUAGUCACAUUCCUAAGAUGAAGAUUCCUCUGCUGCUGCUCUAUGCCUUCAUGUUGUUUCUUAAUAGUGUCUUCUUGGCAAGAUUUAUUCUAAGAGAUUUUACCAUUGCCUUCCUUUGAGCCUGAAUGUGUGACUUCUAAUGAUCUCCGUGACCCUCACUAGCAUAUUUCAGCAAGUAAGUGUUAUUUCAAAGGCUUCUAAUUAGGAUCUUAUUUGUGCCCAAUAUUCAGCAUAGAUAUAUGAAAGUGAAUAUUCACUUAUGAAAUAUAAUACUAGUUUCACAACCACCCAAAGAACAGAAGAAUUUGGCACUUGUUACUUAGUCGGGCUGUUAAUAAAGAUUUUCUUAAAAUAAGCUUACAGAAUUUGAAUGUAUUUUCUGUAAAAAAAACCCAAACAAACACAGAAACAAAACCUUUGGUCUGUUCAGUUGUAGCUACUUAUGUUGUUAAUUUGCAGUUUAUUUCAUUGCAACAGCCUAAGCAGCUCAUUGUAGCCUUAAUACACCAAGGUUACCAGAGCCUGUCUUUUCUUGCACACAAAGUAGUUAGAUACAAUUAUCUUUUGGAUUGUUGGCUACAAAUACCAGGGGUGUUUGAAAGCACAUGUACAAAGCAACCAAUUUACAAUAAAGGGUGCUUCAAAAUGAUGGACCCAAUUUCAAAGUGGUGUAUUUCACAAUGGCAACAUGUUAUAAUUACGCAGGUUACAAAAGGUUUCAUGAGCUAUUAAGUUUUACUAACCAUUUUGAGCCAGAAACAAAUCUAAAAAAUCAUUCUAAAAAUUGAAAAUACCUUUUGACCUUAUGUUGCUGGGUAGUCAUCUUGCAAAUUACUGAGAAUAAGUGUGCUGGGAGAGGCACCUAGUGGUAAUCCUUUAAAACUCUAUGCCUCAACCUUUCAAGUGGUCUCAUUCAUGGUUGCAAACAGUAAUUUCAAAUUGGGUUCUUUUUGAAACACACUGUAUUUUAGAAAAAAUUCUAUUUCUGGCCUGAGAAUUAUUCAGUCACUAGCCAUGGUUCUGUGCUGUUCACAUCUUCUGAUGAGCAUUCAGUAAUUUAGGACCCAAAUUCUUCAAAACUGAUAGGCAAUCUAGGUGCAAUGUAUAAAUAGGGAAGCACAAGACAAACCCAUUUUCUUAAAAGUCUAAACGAGAUCUCAUUACUUUCCAUUUUUUGUUACUCUUCAGGUCAAGUACUGACACAUAUAUCUUCCAGUGCUAUAAAAACUUUGGGGCAUACUACAGUAUUUCCAAAGCUUCUGUAUGUAAUAUCGAUCAUAUACUUUUAGCGGAAUCUUUUUCAGGUGUACAAAUGAGUGCAUGCUCAAGACAGGUUGUAUAUUUAUUUGCUUCUCCAAAAUCAGGUUCAUACUCUAAUUUUGCUCUCAACCUGCUGGAUCCUAAAUACAGAAAAAUGACAUAGCCUUAUAAUAAGGGGGCUAAGUACCCAAGAGUUGGUAGCUUUUAUUUGCUGACAUAAAGCAAUUUCCAGCUCAGAUAGACUACAAAGAUUGUCCCUUCCCAGCAGUGACCUUAAUUUACAGCUAAUUUAUUUCCAGAAAAAUGCAAUGUAUGUUCAAUGCAGAGGCACAUUUGAAACGUCUUCUAAUUUCAUUAAUUAUUGGCACGACUGAUUCUUUAACAAAUGCUCUUCCUACAACAGUACCUCCUUUCCUUGUACUACUAGUGAAUGUUAACAGAUGAGUGUAGAUUACUCGAGACCUACCAAAUGUUGUUUAGGGUACUUUGCUGAAGCACGCCAUCCUCUUAUCUUUUUUCAGGAUACUCAAUCUCUGUUCAUCAGUCUCCAAUAUUCAGUUAAUGAUAUUUUAAGUUCUCUUCCCAAAUAUCCCCCUGCCCCCCGGCAUGUUUUUGCUUUGCAGUUCUAUUUUGCUGUACAGCCAGAAUGAGAAUUCACUAUUGGCAGGAAUGUUAUCACACAAUCAAGUAUUUGCAUUAUUGAAGACUUAGUUCAGAAAAUACCUACACUUCAAAGUGUUGUGGGAGAAUUGUAGUUUAAUCACAUGACGUGCCAAAAGGUUAUCAGACUAGGAGUAUUUUUAUAUAAAAAUUUUAUUAUAUCAUUUAUAAAAAUAUGACAAUAUUUACUGUCCACAUUAGUCUUGAUGUCCUAGCCAAAUGCAAUUUAAAAACAGUUACAACUGCACUUUUAUGUAUUUUAAAAUGCAUUACACAGCAGGCUGCAGUACUAAUUUAAAUCCCAAACAUUAUUAAAAACACAGUAAAACCGAGUAUUUUGUGAUGACAAUAGAAAUUUCUUAUUUCUUGAGGUUUCUGUGGUUGACCACUUCUUCAUUAGUUACCUGCAGCCUGGCACCUUCCUGCCAAAGAAAAAGAAAGUAUCUGAAGAUGUUUAUCAAGUAUGCCUCUUUGUAUUACUGGCUGGAAAAUGUUGGCAAAUGAGGCAAAUCUGGUUUUUUUUUUCUUCAAAUAUGCAGAUUAUAAUGAGCAUGUUUUUUAAAAAGCAGAACAGAAAUCUGUGACAGAUUCUGCAAUUUUAGACUACUUCAACCAAACAGGAUGCUAAUCAAAGCAAAAUGCUUAAUGUUAUGUUUCAGAGAAAUAUUUGUAAAUAUAAGCUAUUAAGUAAAUAUUUCAUAUUUGUUAUUGACAACUACCUGAUGCUUUUUACACAGCUUUAAGAACAAAAUGUAUUCCCACAUCAGAAGUUCUGUAUUAACUUUAUAUUUAAACUUAAGUUGUAAAACACAGUAAUACCCACAAGCAAAAGACUCUGCUGUUCUGAAUAUGUACAUCUUAUUUUACAUCCAGAAUUUCAGUAGAUAGGCUUUUAAGAAAAUGGAAGUCAGAAAUAUGAAAACGUGUAUCAUGUAAGCGAGCUACAACAUACCAUUUUAACUGACCAUUGCAGGGAUGGAACCCUUGCAAAGUAUUAAUGGACCCUUGGCUGGUUCAUUUGCUCAGCAGGUCUAUUGCUUGUCCAUGAUGCAUGGAGCUAGAUUCCAUAAGGGAAAAGAUAGGUUAAGCAGCUGAAAUUAAAAUAAAUGAAAAUGUAAUAGCAAAACAAAUGGACAAAAAACAGAACAGCCCCACACCCCCCAAAAUAAAUAUAGAAUUCUUAAUUUUUCAAUAUACAAUUGUUAACUUGGAUCAUUGCUAUGUUAAACUAGAUAACAUAACCACUAUACUGAAACAGUACACUGUCAUAUAGUAUUAGUUUCUUGUUUUUUUCGAAUAUUAAGAAAGAAAAAGUAAAUAAGAUCUUACCUAAAGAAGUUUAACUGAAGCUUAGAACUAUUUUGCUCUACACCCUCAGCUCUCGUUGGCAUCCUUAAAACUACGGUAGUUAAAGCUUUGCCGAAGUACAGCACAGCUUUUUAAGACUGGCUGAACUUAGUGCCGUUCUCAAGAGUUCUCUUGCACUAGACCUGUGUCCCUGGAAGAGUACCUCGCUGGGGAUAUUUCCUUCCCUUGCCAUUGAAGAAGCAGCAUCUAAAAGAUCUAAAAAGGUGUUUCUCCUUGCAGAGAUAUCCCUUAAGUUAUCUAGGUAUUUUAAACCUGGUGAUUUACAGAACACAUUAUCUGACCAACAUUGUACAUGUACAACAGUAACUUUGUAUAUUCGUGGGACCUUCUACUACCCACUCCUUGCCUUAAUUUACAAUGUAGUUAUUAAAAUAAAUCUCUAAUUACACACCAUUUCCUUUAGAAUUAUUUUAUUAAAUCAUAAAUGUACAACAGCUUCUUAACUCUACACACGCACUUAAAAUUUUAAAAGGAAAACGUUAUGUCUUAUUACACCAUGAUCCUGGCUAAUAGCUUUUCAAAACUUUGAGAAUUUUUUUUAAAAAAGGUUUCACAUGUCACCUGAAACUUACAAAUUUAACAUUAUCAAAGGAAUGCUUCUACACUCUUACAAAGACCACUAAAAAGAAACAACAAUUAAAAAGCUAAGAAACUGUCUCAAAGGCAUUUUUACAAUCCUUCCUCCACGGUAAGGUAUGUUAUUAAAUAAUCCAAUC